CCAAUGCUGCCUUGCCGGGAUCUCGAAUCCGGUAUGAGCCAGAGGGCGCCCGGACAUGCACGCAGCUCUGGCGGCUGUGUGCUCUGUCGCACUUCUCGACGAGACGGGUGCUGUUCUCGGCGAGACCGAGGCAUUCGCGCUGGGCUUGGUUCGCGGCUCUCGCUCUCGUUUUUUCCUCGCUCCGAUUCCUGCUUGAUCCCAGAUCGCCCAGCCCUGCCCAUCUGCCCAGCCGACGAUCUCGAUCCCACAGGCCCCGUCAAGCGCCUGCCGCACCAACAUCCGUCCGUUCCUUCCUCGCUGCCCUUCAGGACCGCCAUGACCGACCAUCAGGAAGAGCAAACCAACGAGCUCGAGGCCCUCCGGUCCAUCUUCUACGAAGAAUUCGAGGAGAUCGACGAAGGCCCUCCGGCCCACUUCCGACUGCUCGUCGCUCCCGACGACUCGGCCCUGCCGCUGGUGGUGGAGGGCUCGGCCCGUGAUACCCGAUUCUACCUCGACAUCACCUACACCGAAACCUAUCCCGACGAACUACCUCUCCUGUCGAUCGAAGACCCGACCGAGCUCAGCGAAGACGAGUGCGCGAUGCUCCUGGGCAAGGUGACCGAGGUGGCGGAGCAGUACCGGGGCAUGGCCAUGGUCUUCACGAUGCAUUCGACGGCCAAGGAAGCCCUCGAGGUCUACGUCGUCGAGCGAGCCGAGCGAAUCCAGCGAGAGAUCGAGGAGCGCAUCCGACGCGAGGAGGAGGAGGAAGCUGCCCGGUACGAAGGCAAGAAGGUCACUCCCCAGGUCUUUGAGCAGUGGAACGCCAAGUUCCUGAAGGAGAUGGCCGAACUGGCUGCCAAGGAGGCCCAAGAAAAGGGCAUCAACAACCAAAAAAAGUCUGCCCGGACGGGCCGCCAGCUCUUCGAGAAGGACAAGAACCUGGCCAAGUCCGAUCUGGCCGUCUUGCAGGAGGGCGACAUCACGGCCGAUAUCACCGAGGAGCUGCUGCAGAAGGAAAUGGAGGGUCUGGACGUCGAAGAGGACGAAGAAGAAAACUCUGUCCUGGCUGGAUUCAGAGAAGACGACGACUAAGUCGCUGCUCAGACCGCUUGUAGGCUCUGGAGUCGCUGGUGUGCUCUCCCUAGCAACCGGAGGCUCUUACCCGCCGUCUCACCCCUGCUUCUGCGGGACUGAGAUAUCACCCCCCCUCCUUUCCAUCCCGCUCAUCGCUUUCCUGUAUCCCCUGCAUACUGUUCUGUCAGCUGUUCCGACUGGCAGCCGACGGUUGUCGCGAUCCAAGCAUUUGCCCGGAAGCCCAGAUACAUGAUAUCAAUA
Molecule: messenger RNA, 1317 nt
Organism: Polychytrium aggregatum
Lineage: Eukaryota; Fungi; Chytridiomycota; Chytridiomycetes; Polychytriales
Product: ubiquitin-conjugating enzyme/RWD-like protein
Exons: 1
Coding region: 4-1074 (356 amino acids)
Biological process (GO): cytoplasmic translation
Molecular function (GO): protein binding
Source: RefSeq, a predicted model, not a curated record